Molecule: messenger RNA, 1729 nt
Organism: Coccinella septempunctata (seven-spotted ladybird)
Lineage: Eukaryota; Metazoa; Arthropoda; Insecta; Coleoptera; Coccinellidae
Product: zinc finger protein OZF-like
Exons: 9
Coding region: 101-1726 (541 amino acids)
Biological process (GO): regulation of cytokine production; negative regulation of transcription by RNA polymerase II; regulation of immune system process
Cellular component (GO): nucleus
Molecular function (GO): zinc ion binding
Source: RefSeq, a predicted model, not a curated record
GGUUCUCAAAUAUUUACAAUGUUUUAAAUAUAUGUGAAAAACUAUACAAUUUCGAACGCUGUUAACACUCAAAGCUAGAUAUAGACAGAAUUUCUGAACAAUGAAAUUUGAAAAAAUUUGUAGAACUUGCCUUUUGGAAAAAAGUCCCCUUAAAUCUCUUUUUAAUGCUUGCCUACCAAACAUGUUAAUGUCUUGUGCUUCUAUUCAGGUUUUAGAAGGAGAUGGACUUCCCAAUCAAAUUUGUUUACAGUGCCUUCAAAUGAUAAAUCGUGCAUACACAUUCAAACAACAAUGUGAAAAAUCAGAUGUUGUUUUGAGACAAUAUCUAAAUAAUAUAGAAAUACAGAAUGUAUCCCUGGAACACAAUAAUUUAAUGGUCGUUAAAGAUGAUCAGCUGUUGAGCACUAGUGAAGUUCUGCAACAGAAUUCUUUAUUUCAAGAAAUUUUCAAUGAUGCUACCACCCAGUCUUUAGUUGAGAAUUUUGCUAACCAAAAUGCGAGUUCAGUUGUGGAUGAUUUAGCUGAAACGAUGCAUAGUUUACAAACAAUAGCAGAGCAGUAUUUGCCAGAAACAUGGCACACAGACACACAACUUAUAUCUUGUACCAAUGGCCCACAAGAGGCUUUUACUAGUAGCUUGAAUCUCACCAACAGCUUUAAAUGCCAAUACUGUCAGGAUAUGUUCGAGAAUGAAUGGAUUCUUUCAGAACAUAUAAAAGUUCACACAACAGAAAACAAAUAUUUCUGUAAUAUCUGUUGUAAAGGUUACUAUACUGAAGAUUUAUUGAGUAAGCACUUGAACGAUGACCAUAGUUUCGAUAAUCUGAAUCCUAUAGAACCAAAAGAACUACCUAAGGAGAAUGUGCAGUGUGAUAUCUGUGAUAGAUUUUUCGUCAAUACUAAGUUUCUGAGAAAGCAUUUGAAAGAAAUUCAUUUUAGUGAUCAGUUCACCGAUGAUCAUGAAAAAAAGUUUAUUUGCUCUAUAUGUGGUAGAGGGUAUAGGCUGAAUAAAUCUCUCUUAAUCCAUUUGAGAACUCAUACUGGAGAGCGACCACUCAAGUGUGAAAUAUGUGGUCUUUCCUUUGCUCUAUCCAGUUCACUACAUAAACAUCGAAACAUUCACAGACUAGAGAAGAAACAUGAAUGUCAUAUGUGUGGGAAGAAAUUUAAUCAAUCCUCUAAUCUCUCUACCCAUUUGAGGACUCAUAGAAAUGAUAAACCCUACAGCUGCAGUAUUUGUGGCAAGAGUGUUGCCUCAAAAGCAAACCUAAAUGUGCAUAUGAGAGUUCAUACUGGUUUGAAACCAUAUAAAUGUAGCCACUGCACAAUAAGCUUUGCUACUAAUGGGCAGUUGAAGAAACACAUGAUGUGUCAUACCGGUGCUAAGCCUUACCAGUGCUGGCAAUGCGGCAAAACUUUCAGACGAAAAGAGACUAGAGAUACACACGUGAGGUAUCACACUGGUGAAAGACCCUAUAGUUGUAAUAUUUGUUCCAAGAAAUACAUAGCAGCAAGUCAUCUUCGAGUUCAUAUGAAAAGCCACAGUGGUGAGAAAGUUUUUGAGUGUAACAUCUGCACCAAGACUUUUUCAGACUCAAGAACCUUGAAAUCCCAUAUUAUCAUUCAUACAGGGCAGAAACCAUACUCUUGCGAAUUUUGUGGGCAUCAGUUCACUCAACUGGGUUCACUGAAUGCACAUGUUAAAAAUAUACAUAAUUUACAGUAAAAA